Messenger RNA from Dunckerocampus dactyliophorus (ringed pipefish), 2240 nucleotides. RefSeq names its product matrix remodeling-associated protein 8-like. The transcript has 10 exons. Gene Ontology annotation, biological process: cell adhesion; establishment of glial blood-brain barrier. Bases 113 to 1396 code for a protein of 427 amino acids. Lineage: Eukaryota; Metazoa; Chordata; Actinopteri; Syngnathiformes; Syngnathidae. Gene Ontology annotation, cellular component: cell surface; membrane. The record is from RefSeq and is a predicted model, not a curated record.
GCGGAGCGUCUCCAGGAUCGAGACGUCCAAGACUACAACAGACUACAACAGAAAGAAGGUACUUUGUUGUGCCAUUUGUUAACGUCCACACUCCGCUGGCAUCACUGUAGACAUGCAUAUGUACGUGGCUCUGCUUCCAGUUCUUGCUGUGUUCUUGCUGCCAGGAGCAUGGAGUCAGAGCAGCGGCAGCAACAGCAGACUCGGUGUGGUGGUUGAAGCCAAGAACAUCACACUCCCUACAGGAAGUAAGGCCGUCCUGCCUUGCCACAGCCCUCGCAUGGUGUGGACCCGGGACAGACUGAAGGACCGCCAGAGGGUGGUGCACUGGGACCUGAUGCGCAAUACUCCCAAAUACUCAGUGGAACGAGUCCUGGAUAUGUCCCCCGGAGCCCGACUGAGGGUCUACAACAACUUCAACAAAGGUCGCGUUUCCAUUCCAGAAUCUGCAUUUAAAGAUGGCAACUUCUCCCUCGUCAUCAACAAUGUAAUCCAAAGUGACAGAGGAGUUUACACGUGUAAUCUACAUCAUCAUUACUGCCAAAUUCAACAGUCUGUUCAGAUCCAGCUCAACGUGACUAAGUCAGCACAAAAAGAGAAGCGUUACUGGGAUGGAGAGAAAACCAUUUUUGUGGUCUUGUUGGGCACCUCUGUGGUGUUGCCAUGCGUCAACCGGCGCCCCCUAUGGCGAGAUGGUGUCCAGGAGGACCAGCAGCAGGUGGCCCACUGGGACUUCCAGCCCCCGGGGGUGCGUCCUGACAGGGCUGACCGCCUGGUGGACCUCUACGCUUCUGGAGAACGGCGGGAUUACGGACCACUCUUUGCUGAGAAGAAGAUGAGUGUGGCCGAGGACGCUUUCACACUCGGAGACUUUUCACUGUCCAUUUCCAACUUGAAGCCAAUUGAUAAAGGCCUGUACUCCUGCCACCUGCAUCACCAUUACUGCGGCCUGCAUGAGAGACGCAUUUUCAGACUCACUGUGGGUCCUUCACUUCCAUCAGAGCCCACCACAACACAGACAACCUUCCACAACGAUGACCCUGAACCAAGGGUUGAAGAAGUGGAGAGUCCUCACGUAGUCAAUGUCAUCCUCCCUGAGCAUCGUGGCUAUUUCGUGCAACAUUUGGGUUAUUUCCUGGCAACCGUCCUGCUUCUGGCCUUCAUCGUUGUCGCAAUCGUCAUGGUAACUCGACGGCGCAAAAAGAGAGGCCUGGCAUAUGACCUGCGUAGAUCUGAUGAGGGAAAUGUCAUAAAUGAGGGUGAAAUCUCAUUAAAUUGCACAGAGCUGAAGACCAGCAACCAAGAACCACUGAAUUCAGAUUACAAAAACAACCUCCUGAAAGAGAGAGACAUGAGCAAAGACUGCAACAAGGACUUUGAUGGGAAGCUAUGGAAGUGAGACAUUUUAGAGACGCUGCUGGCAGGACCAGAGCAAAUGUCAUGAGAGAAGCGGGGAAAAAAGAAAAAGCAAGGAGAGGACAGGAGGAACGCUCCCUCUGCUGAAACUCUGUUUUAUAACUCGCAUUUUUUUCUAGUAGUUCUGAAAAUACUAUUCACCUUUAUUUGGUCGUUUCUAGUUUAUGUUGACUAUCAGGUAUCAGUCUUUUUUUUUUUGAGUGCAAUACGCAUUCUAUUUCAUUUUCCAGCAUGAUUCAGCUGUAAUGUGCAUGCGUGCAGAUUUUUUUUUCUAAAUUGUGAUUUGUUAUUGGCUUGUUUUUUUUUGCACAAAUUCUGCUGUAUUGUAAUUAGUAAAAGAUAUUUAAUCAUGUUUUACAUGUUCACUUAAUGUAUGCGGGCAGAAUAUUUGGCGUUGUGACACAUUUCGAUGGCACUCUCUUGCCACUUUUUCUGAGGAUAUUUAUACCUACAACCAUUCCCAAUGUGUAUGUAAAACUUGUUCAUAUACUAGUUGUUUAGAACAUGUUUAUUCAAAAUGUAUGAGUUAAAAAAAAUUAAGUGUUUGGAUAAACAAUCUUCUCAGGACAGGUCAUGUCUACCCUUUUGUUUGCACCAAGUCAUGUAUUCUCCACACUGAGCUGUAGUCACUAAACCUGAUGCUGUAUGGUAAAUUCCUUGCAUCUUAAUUGGGUCACUGCACUUGUAAAUGUGUUUACAACAAAGUCAAAUCACAAGUGUACUUAGGACAACUUUUUUCUUUCUUACUAUUUUGCUCUCUUGCACACUGGCACACACUCGUCUGUUGCUUCGUUCUUAUUUCAUAUAUGUCUUCAAUUAAAAUUCAA